This is a messenger RNA of Varroa destructor (honeybee mite), 3148 nucleotides long. RefSeq lists its product as uncharacterized. NCBI's taxonomy places the organism in Eukaryota, Metazoa, Arthropoda, Arachnida, Mesostigmata, Varroidae. The record is from RefSeq and is a predicted model, not a curated record.
UGGUAAUAAUCGAAUAAUGGCAGUUAACCAGAACGUACUUCAAGACUUGAUUUCAACGAUUCGAGGGAUUUUAUUCGAAGAAUGCUCUCUUGAGGAUCUUCAGGGCGAGUUUAAAAAGUGGAAAGGUAAGCCUAUACCCUUCCAAGACUACAAAUACCAGUCUCUUCAGGAUUUUCUCGAACAAGAAGUAGGCUGCACAAUCCGAACAGUGAAAAAUACGCGUUAUGUAAGCUGUAAAUCUGAAAAAUCAAGCCAUAUUGCAAAUCUGGUUGAGAAUCAGAAGCCUGCCGUCAAAAAUAAAGGAAAAGGAAAAGUGCGCCUGAUUCAAUCGCCGCGAUUACAACAGCCAUUACCGUUCCGAUUACCUCGACAACCAAAUCAAGGGAGUCGCCCCGAUCUAUCCAGAUUUAAUGAAUUUCUAUGUGACCAUGACGAUCGAUAUAUACAACUUAAUAGUAGACCGAAUUACGACGGAUCUAUAAACUGGGGACAAGGAGGGCUGAGUUUCGGUCCAAGAUACGGAGAGCUCAGACCAGUACUCAAAGCUUCUACACGAGACUCGGUUGAGUUGGACAUAUUUGGAGAGCCUAGGCAGAAACUGCCCGCGGCAACGGACGUGAUUCAUAUGUUGUCGAAACUGAACAAACAGCUUGCGGGCAGCGAGGUAACUCUGCAGAAAUACUUCGAAUCGUUACAGCAACAAAAUGGCUAUCCGCCAAUUAUGUUUUUGAGGCAGCGCCAUAGGACAGAUGAAAAAAUAAUGGAGUUUAUUACACUGAAUGCGAACUUGCAAAAUCCUGUCGAGAUUACACCGACGGGAAAGCUUCGGAUAAAGGAUUCGCAGCCAAAACUCGAAGCGAACGAUGAUCAGCGUACAACUGCAACGUGUACUUUUACGACGGCUUGUACCGUUAGCAAUGAUUCCCCUACACUUGGUUCAGAAUAUACGUACCUCGCAAAUAUACCUUACAGUACGGCUUUCAAACAUGAACUCAUCCCUAGUGGUAACCAAGUCGAUGCUAUGGUGGGUCCUUUUGCGGGUGGCCGUGAGCUGAAAUUUCAUUUCACUACGACGGACGAAAUCAACCUACGGAACGAGCUCUUAACGCGAAUAAACUCCGAAUCCUGUUUCAAGGCCCCUUCUCAUGUGUAUAGAGGUAUGCCGUGUUUAGCGCUUGACGAUACAACGUCCGAGACGUCGCAAUAUAAUCGAGCUGUCGUUAUCGACGUAGAAAAUAGUCAGGCUACAUUGUAUUUUGUCGACAGCGGCGUGACCGCAACAACGCGUAUUGAAGAGAUAAGGAAAAUUCCGCCAGAAUAUCUUAGAGAAAAUGUCUAUUCACAUCCUGCAAUCGUGGCUUUUGUCAAACCGAUUAGAAAUCAGCUGGAAUUCAAGUACCACAUCGUGCAGCGUUUGUGUAUAAGCGACGGCGAUAUUGCGAGCAUAAAGAUUCUUAGUCACUGUAAGCCAUACCAUUUCGCGGAUCUAGAAGAUCUAGUAAAGCCACUCAUUAACGAUGGCUUGAUCGAAGUGGAUCCAACACGGCAUGGCAUCAAAACUUCAAACUCUGAAUUUAAAGGUGACGAUGAUAGGGAAUCUUAUUCUCUGAUCAAGGUCCAAAUGCUGUGCACUAUGAACAAUUUUUACAUUGUGGCUCGGGACUACAAGAAACGCCAAAUUCUCGUGCCAACGGCAUGUCUCUCGGACAUAUUCAAUCUUCAGCAGGAUACACUACUAACAGCUCUUGAAACAGCUGCUUUUUUGAAAGUAUUGAAAACUCGCGAGGUUCAGGGGGAUGCCAGCAAAAAACUGUAUCAUCAACUCGCCGAAGUUAAAUGCCCUCUCCUCAAUCCAGGCGAAAAGAUUACGCUUGUUCCAAUUGAAGCUGUUGUGCCGCUACUGAGUGCGUACGAAGGCGCAUUCACGUCGAAGAAGACCCGUAGCUAUAUGAAAAUGUUGAUUAAAAACAUAAGAGAGCUUUGCGCUAGUUAUAUAAGUAGUACUAGACCGGACAGCGCUACUCAGCACUAGCAAGUCGUUUUCUAAGGCUUUACAAGCAAUUUUCGAUUAGAGAUGUGAUCCAUGAACAUUUCUGCUGGAACCGUUUCUCAUUGGUUUCAGAGGCCAAUAAUAGGUAGGGCGAAGAAAAUCGAUGUUGGCGUGUAUUUAUUAGAUAGAUACAAUUAAAAAAUUAUGAAUACAAUACUGGCUAAAGUUGUUGCUUGAUUGCCUAAAAGCCUGAUCUUAUUGAAGGUAGCUUUCUUCUUAGAUCUGAAGGAUUCGCUAAACUAUGGACACACCUUGCAGAGGACGAAGUAAAGGGAUAAAGGGAAGAGUAUUGGCACAUAAGCACAUGUGCCUAUACUCUUAUAUUUUUAUAACUUUGUGUACGUACAUGUACUCAAUGUUAUAAAACUUUAUUGAUCUCGUUUCUGAUAGCCGCUGGCCUAUGGCAAAACGAAUUUAUAACAAUAAUUUUUAUAAUAUUAUCACCAAAUAUCGAGAGAAGGCAAUUAUUAUUCGUUAUUAUGUUCGUGAUUGCCCUCUUGUCAGCAGGCUCUGUAACUAAUUUCCUCAAAACAUCGUACUAAAGUAACACAGAUCUAUCACAAUAACUUUUCAGUAAUAAUAAGGGAUACCACUGAUACCUGAAGAGCUCUAUUCAUUAUUACCAAGCGUCAUUUGUUGGAUUGAAGUAAUCAUAUGAAGACAGCUAAGCUUCGAUACGUCACGUCGUGGUCCCGUUAGCGACACUACCAGAUUAACUUACAAUCACAGAAAUCGAUAGACGAGUUAUGAGACUAGUCUGUCAAUCGAUAUGACAAUGUAUUUAGUGUAUGAAAAAGUUAUUUCGAAAUAUUUUUUUUUAUACCUAAUGAACUAACUACGCUUUACAAAAAUAUAAAAAAAAAUGCAUAUCUUCAUGGUAAAUAGUUACUUUCGCUGAUCAUUGCAUUUUUUUUUAUUUAAAUCGAAUUACUCGGACAAUUCAGGAACAAUGUCGAUGUUGUUGAUAACUAAAGCCCUCGUAGACCUCUGUUCGCCAAAUAGAGUGCUACAGUGUUAUAGAGCUAUAGAACUGGUGUUAAUAAAUAUAAAAAAAUAAAGAUUAGUGAAAAAUAAAUGAAAAUUACUAUUGUCACCAAA